AUGGCGAAGCAGAAGAAGCAACGUGAUGAUCAAGCGGGCCAUUCCGCCAACGACGACGCCGCGCGCCACGCCCCAGCUCAGACGGAUGCGCGCUUCGCCAGGCUGCACACCGAUCCCCGCUUCUUGCGCCCUGCAGCGCACACCAGCAAAGUCGUGCUGGACAAUAGAUUCGCCCACUUGCUCAAGCCUGACAGCCGUAGCAGCAGCAAUGGCUCAUCCAACAAGCACCGCGUCGACAAGUUUGGGCGCAAAUUGAGUCAGCGCGAUGAGCAGGAAGACUUGGCCAGAUUCUACACUCUGAAUGAGCGCGAUGGUGAUGGUGGUGGUGAUGAGGAGGAAGAGCAGGAGGAGAGCGAGGAAAGCGAUGGUGGUGCAGCCGUCGACUAUGCUCGCGGGGAAGGCUUGCUGGACAGCAGCGAGGAAGAGGACAGCGACGAGAAUGAUCGAGAAGUACGAGACACGGACGAUCAAGACAGCCUCAGCUCCAGCGACGACUACGAUGGCGUACUCCUUGGCAGAGCAGAUGCCAGGCGAAGAGCUAAGAAAUUGGCAAAGCAGCAGCGACAGCAGCGGCAGCAGCGGCAGCAGCCUCAAGAUGGGCAGAGCGAGAGCGAUGACGAGGGGCAUCACGACAUUCUGGACAUUGACAGCGAGGAUGCCAGCCGAACUGCAGGUGCCGCCAUCGCAGCCAACGCCAAACUGAGCAAAAAGGCGCUGCGCAGCAUCGAUCAGCUCUCCUUGGCCAAUCAGCGCGCUCAACAAGAGGCAGAAGAGGAGCAAGUGAAUGGUGGUGGCAACAGCAGCAGCAGCAGCAGCAGACAGCGUCCACGUGAUGCUGACAAUGUCCCUCGUGCAGGCUCCAAAAUCCUGAGGGGCGAUGCUACUCGACGAUUGGCCCUCGUCAAUCUCGACUGGGAUCACGUCAAGGCCAUUGACCUGCUCAUGAUCUUCACCUCCCUCGUCAGUCCAACAUCCACCCGAGAGGCUGGCGUAGCCCUGCUGGCCGAUGUCGCUCAGGGCGGCGACAGUGGGAAGGACGGUCGCGCUAGCAGGUCCAGCACGAUGCCGGUCAAGGGCCGCAUCCUCAAUGUUCGCAUUUAUCCCAGCGAGUUCGGCCAAGAGCGCAUGGAAAAGGAAAACAGAGAAGGUCCUCCUCGCGAAAUCUUCAAGCAGGUUAGCGACGUUCCAUCAGGCAGCAGCUCGAAAAAGUCUCGCAAGCGUGCAGAAGACGAGGACGAGGAGGAAGAGGAGGACGAAGAUGACAUUUGGAACGUGGACGAAGGAGGCGAAUUUGACGAAGAGAUGCUUCGACGCUACCAGCUGCAAAGAUUGCGGUGAGUAUGUCUGUGUGGCGCUGAUAUGGUGCACGAGACGAUCUGACUCGCCAUGAUCAUCUGCAGCUACUACUACGCGGUCGCAACCUUCUCCUCGGCUGCCGUGGCCCAACAUGUAUACGACGAGCUGGAUGGGUCGGAAAUGGAAAAGACAGCAAAUGUGUUCGACUGCCGCUUUAUCCCUGAAGAGUUGGAUUUUCCCAAUCACCAAGGUGGCGUCGACGGGUGGCGAGACGAGGCCAACGAAAACACCCAUGCCUCGUUGAGCACCUACAAGGGCGUGGACUUUACCACCGCUGUGAGGACUGAUCGCUUGCUCGCUCGCUGUCUUGUCCAAUCCUGUGUGUGUGCUGACAUGCUGCCUUGGCCACUCGCGCAGGCGCUUCGUCACUCCAAAGUCAAGCUGACGUGGGAUGCUGAUGACGCGUCUCGAUCCAAGAUCACCCGCGCCGCGCAGAGGGAGUUGAGCAAGACGGAGCUGAGAGACGAGGAUUUCAAGGCGUACUUGGCUUCGGGCUCGGAAGACGAAGGCGAUAGCGCGACACCGGCGCAAGAAGAGGACGCACGAGCCAAAGCUCGUUUCAGAGCACUCAUGGGCCUCGAUCAAGAGGAUGCAGGCGGUGCGAGGCGCAAAGGACAGACGCAUCAGGUGUUUGACGACUAUCGGGAACCCGAUACGGAGCAAGGAGACAUGCAAAUCACAUUUAUGCCUGGCUUGUCGGAAGCUGCUGCGAAAAAGGCGAGCGGGGCUAGGAAAGGGCCCGAGGACGAGACGACGUUGGACAAGUACAGGCGAAAGCAAAAGGAGAAGAAGGCCAAGAAGAAGACGGGCAUGCAGGAAGAGCUGGCGGAGCAAGACGAGACGCCCGAGGAUGAGGCCAUCACUUUUGACGAUCCUUUCUUUGCGGGCGGGGAUGAGGAUGAUGAUUUCGCUGCAGCGCUUGCUGCUGAAGAAGGGCGCGGCGUAGGCUCGUCGGAGGAGAAGAAGAAGAAGAAGAAGAAGAAGAGAGCAAAUAGUAAGCGGCCAAAAGAUGCAAGCGAUGAGGAUGGCAAAGAAGAGCAAAGGCGCAAAGCGGAGCUUCAACUCAUGGUCGAUUCGGAUUCGGAUGGCGGUGGUCAGGGUCACUUUGACAUGCGCGAUGUGCUGCGGGCAGAGUCGGGAAAGGACAAGAAGAAGCGAGGCAGACGAGGCAAGCGGUCCAAGGACAAGGCUGGAGAUGCGCAGCCGAGCGGCAAGGUGCAGAAGGACUUUGACCUGGACGUCGCAGAUGCCAGAUUCAAGAACGUCUUUGAGGAUCACAGGUACGCCUUGGACCCUAGUCAUCCCAGCUUCAUCAAGACCAAAGCCAUGGACAAGCUUUUGAAAGAGAGACGCAAGCGACGCGAGGAGGGUGAUGAAGCGCCACGUUUGGGGCAUUCAAACGGUAGCGCGCGCGCGAGGGAAGAUCAGCCUACCGAUGUGCGGGACUUGGUCAUGGGACUCAAGCGACGUGAUCAGGGGCCGGGCAAGGAGCAGGCGAGUCGCAAGAAACACAAGAGGUAG
This is a messenger RNA of Ceraceosorus bombacis, 2877 nucleotides long. Lineage: Eukaryota; Fungi; Basidiomycota; Exobasidiomycetes; Ceraceosorales; Ceraceosoraceae. The record is from the annotation of a GenBank genome assembly.